Messenger RNA from Eupeodes corollae, 1848 nucleotides. RefSeq names its product uridine 5'-monophosphate synthase (gene r-l). The record is from RefSeq and is a predicted model, not a curated record. The coding region runs from base 208 to 1674 and encodes 488 amino acids. The transcript has 3 exons. Lineage: Eukaryota; Metazoa; Arthropoda; Insecta; Diptera; Syrphidae. Gene Ontology annotation, biological process: 'de novo' UMP biosynthetic process; 'de novo' pyrimidine nucleobase biosynthetic process. Gene Ontology annotation, molecular function: orotate phosphoribosyltransferase activity; orotidine-5'-phosphate decarboxylase activity.
UCUCUUAUGUGAAAUGGGAAGCGGGAGCACAUUUCUGAGAUUUCUCUAAAUUUUCUUUCGAACCGAACACAGUGUAGUGUGGUGUGGUCGUAGCUCGUAGAUUGAAUCGUGCUGGUGCUCUAUUAUCGUCUAACUAUCUUCUAACAAGUACUAUUAAUUUCCCCCCUAACAACAAUCUAAAUAAACAUAAACAAUAAUAAAAAGAAAAUGCUUGCCAAAAAAGAAAAUGAAAUGCGUGCUCUUGCACUUAAACUAUACGAAAUUAAUGCUUUCAAGUUCGGCGAUUUUAAGAUGAAAGUUGGAAUCAAUUCACCUGUCUACUUCGAUUUACGUGUCAUUGUUAGCUUCCCUGAGGUCAUGGACCAAGUUUCCAAUCUGAUCUCCGAUUACGUACGUGAGAAUAAUCUGCAAUGCAAACAUGUUUGUGGUGUUCCCUACACAGCUCUUCCUAUUGCCACAAUCGUUUCAGUGCGAGAAAACAUUCCGAUGCUGGUGAGACGUAAAGAAGCCAAGAGCUAUGGUACCAAGAAACUAAUCGAGGGACUAUACAACGCCGGGGACACGUGUUUGAUUGUUGAAGAUGUCGUCACCUCUGGGUCUAGUGUUCUGGACACUGUGAAAGACCUUCAAAAGGAAGGAAUCGUAGUCAACGACGCAGUGGUCGUGGUCGAUCGUGAGCAAGGAGGACACGCUAACAUCGGCAAACAUUCUGUUCGUAUGCAUAGCUUAUUCACUCUGUCCUAUCUGUUGAACGUACUCAAAGAAGCUGGAAAAAUUCAACAGGAAACUGUUGAUUCAGUCGCAAAGUAUAUAAGUGGAUGUCAAAUUAACAGCGAUGGUUCCUUUGUCGAUGGACCCAAAAAAGUUGUAAAUGAAUUUGCCCGCACAAAAAUGACCUUCGAAAGUCGUUCGAAUUUGGCAAAAUCAGAAGUUGCUAAAGAUCUAUUCAAUCUAAUGGCAUCAAAAAAGACUAACUUAUGUCUGGCUGCUGAUUUGACCGAUUGCGAAAAGAUCCUUAAUGUAGCCGAUGUAUGUGGACCGUACAUUUGUAUUCUCAAAACACACAUUGAUAUCGUGGAAAAUUUCAAUGAAGACUUUGUCAAAAAUCUCGUAACACUAUCCAAAAAGCACAAUUUCCUUAUAAUGGAAGAUAGAAAAUUCGCUGACAUCGGUAACACUGUAUCUAUGCAAUAUUCCCAGGGGCUCUUUAAAAUCGCACAAUGGGCAGAUUUAGUAACUGCUCAUUCAAUAUCUGGUCAGGGAAUAUUGCAAGGUUUGAAAGCCGGUCUAGUGGAUGCACCUAAGAAACGUGGUGUUUUCCUCUUGGGUGAGAUGUCAUCGACGGGCAAUUUAAUAAACGAACAAUACAAAGAAGCUACAACUAAAUUGGCAACAAACAAUGCAGACGUUGAUUUUGUUGCAGGAAUUGUUUGUCAAAGUGCCGAUUGCUUUGCUUUUCCCGGACUGUUACAACUGACGCCGGGUGUGAAAAUAGAUGAAUCCGGAGAUAAAUUGGGUCAACAAUAUCAAAGUCCAGAGUUUAUUGUGCAGGAAAAAGGUGCCGACAUUGCAGUUGUUGGCCGUGGUAUACUCGAAGCUAAGUGCAUUGAGAAAGCAGCAGUAUUAUACAGGGACAGACUAUGGGCGGCUUAUAGUGACCGUGUUGCUAAGUAAUCAAACGACCAAUGAAGUUAAACCAAGUGAAAUAAUAUUGUUUUCCAAUCCAAUGCAUAUAUUUUUUAUACAAGUUUAUUUUUUUCCAAUAUAAAUGUUAUUUACAUAAGUAAAAAAAUGUAUAUUACGAGUAUGUUUCAAAUAGAAAUCUUAAAAAUGAAUCUGGUGAACGUA